Messenger RNA from Impatiens glandulifera, 1036 nucleotides. RefSeq lists its product as uncharacterized. The transcript has 7 exons. The coding region runs from base 15 to 863 and encodes 282 amino acids. NCBI's taxonomy places the organism in Eukaryota, Viridiplantae, Streptophyta, Magnoliopsida, Ericales, Balsaminaceae. The record is from RefSeq and is a predicted model, not a curated record.
GCAGAUUUCGUAAAAUGGCUUCAACUGUAGGACUAGUCCCAAUAACAAGGGCAUAUCUAGCUUCUUACUACGAAAAGUAUCCUCUAUCUCCUCUUCCCCAUGAUGUCUUUCGUCUUACAGCUCAGAUUCGCUCAAUGUCCAACCAUUUCUCUAAGGACUACUUGCCCCUUACUCAAGAGGAAAGUAUACUCUUACAUGAAGCUGAUAAACAACCUCCUGUUAUAAUUGAUGAGAACUUUUGGAAGAACAGAGAGCAGAUUGAGGAAAUUAUAUUCUUGUUAGAACAAAGCCCACUUCUUGAUGAUGAAUUUGGUAUUGUUUUGGGGAGAUGGAAAAGUAAGUUUGAGAAGACUCUUGAGAAAUUGAAGUCUUCUCAAAUUAGGAGUUCAGAAAUUGUUUUCAAUUCAGUUAUGAAGUAUAUGCCUCAAGAUAUUCGUGGUGCUUUAAUUAGAAUACAAAGAGAUAGGUCUGAGAGGAAGAAGGAAGCUGAAGUUAAAGCUUUAGUUCAUUCUGGUGGAACUAUACAUCAACGUUAUUCAUUGCUAUGGAAACAACAAAUGGACAGGAGGCAGCAGUUAGCUCAGCUUGGUUCAGCAACAGGUGCAUAUAAGAUCAUUGUGAAGUAUCUAGUAGGAGUUCCUCAGGUUUUGCUUGAUUUUGUUAGACAGAUCAAUGAUGUUGAUGGGCCUAUGGUAGAGCUACAACGAAGAUAUGGACCGCCCCUAUAUAGUCUCACGACGAUGGUGCUCAAUAUCCGACUUUUUCUUACGCUGUGGUGGCAACGAUUUGGAGAAAAACAAUUAGAGGUAUUUGCGGACUCUCCUUUCUUUAUCACGGCAGAAGCUGCGGGUGCAAAAUCUUGAAAAUAGUUGUAUUUAUUAAUUAAUACUGUUUUUUAUUUUUUUCAAAAUUUCAGGUAUUAUUAUAUUCAUUUUAACAUUAUAUUUAUGUUUAAUAUGUUGAUUGAUUGGAUUGUUAAGAUAUUAUUAGUUUAUCUUUAUAGGAUUGGAAUUGAAUACAAUUCAAAUUGUGAAGA